AUGUUUUUCGCUUCCUCAUACCUCUUCCUCUCAUUUCUCCCCCCUUUUUUUCUCCAUUCCUUCUUUUGCCAACCAUUUCUUUUAUUCAUUCCUCCCUUCAUUUACAUCUACCCACAGGAGGGACCACGUCGUCCCUCUGUGACGGUAGGCAAUUCUAACGAGAUUAUGGAGGAUGACGUUUCUAAUGCUACCGUAAUCCGAAAAUGCAGAGAGAAUAAUAAACGUCUUUUCUACGGUAAAGCAGUCCCACGCAAAGAGGCUACAGAAAACGGCCGAGAUGGCUUUUCUUUUUGUUUUUCUACGUUACUUUCUAUCUGUCUUUAUUCUGUGUUUCUUUUCUUCUGUGUUUAUUUUCUUUGUAUUUUUCUUUCUUUCUUCACCCACUCUCUUUCUCUUUCUCUUUCUCUUUCUCUUCUUCUAAACGGUUCUUUGAUUUUUGAUGCUUCUAUUUUUCUUCUUUUUUCCUCCUUUCCCAUUAGCAAUUUCCCCCUCCCCAUUUAUUAUUACACCCUCGCCUUUUUCUUUCUUUCUUUUUUAUUUUUCUUUCUUUCUUUCGACUUUUUAUUUUAUUCUUUCUUUCUUUCUCUUUUUUAUUUUUCUUUCUUUCUUUCUUUCUGCUUUUUAUUUUAUUCUUUCUUUCUUCUUUUAUACUCUAUUCUUUCUUUCCCUUUUUUAUUCUAUUCUUUCUUUUUUCUUUCUUUCUUUUUCAUUUUUUCUUUCUUUCUCUUUCUUUCUACUUUUUAUUUUAUUCUUUCUUUCUUUUUUCAUUCUUCUUUUAUACUCUAUUCUUUCUUUCUCUUUUUUAUUCUAUUCUUUCUUUUUCAUUCUUUCUUUCUUUUUUCUUUUUCUUUCUUUCUUCCUAUUUUUUAUUUUAUUCUUUAUUUCUUUUUUCUUUCUUCUUUUAUACUUUCCUUCUUCCUUUCUAUCGUUCUUUCUUUCUUUUUUAUUCUAGUCUUUCUUUUUUUUUCUUUUUUAUUUGUCUUUCUUUCUUUCUACUUUUUAUUCUUUAUUUCUUUUUCCUUCUUUUUUUAUACUCUAUUCUUUCUUUCUUUCUUUCUUUUUUCUUUCUUUCUUUCUCCUAUUUUACUCUAUUCUUUCUUACUCUUUUUACUCUUUUCUUUCUUUCUUAUUCUACCUACCCUUUCAUAUUUCAUGCUUUUCUUCCCUACUUCUAAACUCCCGUUCCCUCUUUCAUUCCUAUCAAUCUUUCUUUCUUUCUUUCUUUCUUUCUUUCUUUCUCCUGAUCACCGUAGUCUUCCUCCUUUUUUCAAAUAUGCUUUUCUUUCUUUCUUUCUUUCUUUCUUUUUUCUUUCUUUCUUUUUUUUCUUUCUUUCUCCUGAUCAUCGUAGUCUUCCUCCUUUUUUUUAUAUGCUUUUCUUUCUUUCUUUCUUUCUUUCUUUCUUUCUAUCUUUCUUUCUUUCUUUCUUUCUCCUGAUCAUCGUAGUCUUCCUCCUUUUUUUUUCUAUAUUUCUUUCUUUUUUCUUUGUUUGUUUGUUUGUUUGUUUCAAUUCUUUCUUUCUUUCUUUCUUUCUCCUGAUCACUGUACUCUUCCUCCUUUUUUCAAAUAUGCUUUUCUUUCUUUCUUUCUUUCUUUCUUUCUUUCUUUCUUUCUUUCUUUCUCCUGAUCAUCGUAGUCUUCCUCCUUUUUUCAAAUAUGCUUUUCUUUCUUUUUUCUUUGUUUGUUUGUUUGUUUGUUUGUUUGUUUCUUUCUUUCUUUCUUUCUUUCUCCUGAUCACUGUACUCUUCCUCCUUUUUUCAAAUAUGCUUUUCUUUCUUUCUUUCUUUCUUUCUUUCUUUCUUUCUUUCUUUCUUUCUUUCUUCUGA
Messenger RNA from Acanthosepion pharaonis, 1824 nucleotides. NCBI's taxonomy places the organism in Eukaryota, Metazoa, Mollusca, Cephalopoda, Sepiida, Sepiidae. The record is from the annotation of a GenBank genome assembly.